UAGAGAGAGAAGAGAGAGAGAGAGAAAUAUGAACUGUGAACUGCAAACAUAAGAACAGAAUGUAGUUGAAUGCGGAAGAGUUUUCAGCAGAAAGAUUUGAUGAGAACAGAAGAUCAGAGCUAUAAGACUUCAUCAUAAUGGAAACCCCUGACAUGUCCUCGCUGAUGCUAUCUCGGCCGGAGCUGAUUGACUUUGAAGGCAUUUCUAUGAUCAAUUUUUUCACUGACAACUGGGAAAAUGUGAAGAACUUCCAGGCGAGACCAGAUGACAUCCUAAUCGCUACUUACCCUAAAGCAGGUACCACCUGGGUUUCUUAUAUAUUGGACCUCCUGUAUUUUGGAAAAGAUGCUCCAGAUCACCAGAAUUCAAAGCCAAUUUACAUAAGGGUGCCAUUCCUGGAGUCAUGCUUUCAAGUUAUUCCAACAGGGACAGAACUUGCUAAUAAUCUGAAAACUUCUCCUCGCCUCAUCAAAACUCAUCUACCUGUUCAGCUGGUGCCUAAGUCCUUCUGGGAACAGAACUCUAGGGUUGUGUAUGUAGCCCGUAAUGCGAAAGACAAUGCAGUUUCCUAUUUUCAUUUUGACCGAAUGAACAUGGUACAGCCUGAACCGGGUGAUUGGAACCACUUCUUACAGAAGUUUAUGGAAGGAAAAAAUGUGUUUGGUCCAUGGUAUGACCAUGUCAGCGGAUGGUGGGAGAAGAAACAGACAUAUUCUAACUUACUGUACUUGUUUUAUGAGGAUUUGGUUGAAGACACAGGACGUGAGGUGGACCGUUUGUGCUCUUUCCUGGGAUUAUCAACUUCAGCUGAGGAGAGAGAGAAAAUAACAAAAGGAGUUCAUUUUGAUGUCAUGAAAAACAACAAGAUGACCAAUUAUUCUACAAUCCCAGUCAUGGACUUCAAGAUCUCACCCUUCAUGAGGAAAGGUAAAGUUGGAGACUGGAAAACUCACUUUACUGUGGCACAAAAUGAAGAGUUUGAUGAGGUCUACAAACAAAAGAUGAAGAACACCACUGUCAAGUUUAGGACAGAACUUUAAUGCUUGCUAAACAUAGCUCAACAAUAUUCACUAAAUUUGGCUCAUUUGUCUGACUAAAGGCAAAUUUUGACUCUAUUUGAUUUACAGAAUAUUUUAUAUUAAAAUGCAAUUCUACAGUAUACCAAUGAUAGCAAGUAAGCCAUAUGUUUGUAGGACAGGUGUUCAGAAGAUCAGCAUUUGGUUUGCUUGUGGAGAUAUCCAUAAAAGACUUAAUUUCUCUCUGUCGUCCUCUCCCAAAUUCCAGUUCACUGAAGGUCUACUGAAUCUAUCUAAUGUCAUAUACAUUGUAUGUUGUGAUGCCUCUAAGGUUUCAUCUACAUGUUUGAUGUUAUUUUAAAGGCCAUGGUGCGAUGCUUAAAAAUGUCUAAUUUCUAUAAUUCUAAGAGAAAGUAUAUCACAGUUUAGAAUUUAAGACAUAAUCUGUACUAAUCCUAGAGGUGUCUCCUCCUGAGGAGAUAUAGAUUACAGAUGGUUAACAGUCCCAUUUGGUGCUCCUUCAGGUCACAAGAACCUGACCAACCAAAUCCUGAUUUGGGACUUUUAUGAUUUUUUUGUCUCAUCGGUGUAGAUGGCUCGGCAAGAGACUGAGAAUCUUCCCACACAACAGUGUGUGUUAAUGGGUUUUCUGUAUUCAGAAUCUUCUUGCACUCGUUGUGUAUUCUAAAAUAAGGAAAGUGUCAGG
Messenger RNA from Misgurnus anguillicaudatus (oriental weatherfish), 1722 nucleotides. Its product is annotated as cytosolic sulfotransferase 3. NCBI's taxonomy places the organism in Eukaryota, Metazoa, Chordata, Actinopteri, Cypriniformes, Cobitidae. Gene Ontology annotation, molecular function: sulfotransferase activity. The record is from RefSeq and is a predicted model, not a curated record.